Molecule: messenger RNA, 432 nt
Organism: Cylicocyclus nassatus
Lineage: Eukaryota; Metazoa; Nematoda; Chromadorea; Rhabditida; Strongylidae
Source: the annotation of a GenBank genome assembly
AUGCUCAAGUGGAGAGCUAUCGUUGAUAGAUAUUCAAACCUCAAUCCCAGUGUCUGGAACGUCAGCGCAAUGUUUGUAGAUCGAAUGCUCAGCUUGAAAAAGUCAAACUGGCAGGUUGGUCAACAUUUUCAAGCCAUAAGCGACGUAUUCAAAAUGCAACACUCACAGCAGUACAAGAAGCUGAAUCUUUCUGUCAGCUGCAGCUUCUUUGAGAUUUAUGGCGGAAAGGUGUUCGACCUUCUGAAGCAAAAAGCUUUAUUGCGAGUUCUUGAAGAUGGCAAAAAAGAAAUACAAGUUGUUGGACUGAAAGAGGUUCCUGUGAAGUGCGAAAACGAUGUUCUUGAUCUGAUCCGGCAGGGCACGGAUAUGUGCACGCAGGAGCAACAUCUGCAAAUUCCAAUUCGAGCAGAUCCCAUGCCGUCUUUCAAAUAG